AAAUUAAUAAAAAAAAUGCUACCGUGGAGAGCGAAGUAAUCAUUCAAAUAAACCACAUAAGAAAUCAACAUUUUAUUUUGAUUUCAGCUUCAAAAAUGUGGUUGUAGAUUUAUUGAUCCUCGAUUAUGAAAUUAGGGCUUUUUCUCAAAUUCGAUCAAAUUUUUUUAGGAGUCAUUGAGAAGCAGUGGAAAAGGCGAGGCGAUGGAAACUGAGAAUGACGAUUCACAUAUAUUGAAAUUUGAGAAUCUAAUGAUACUACUUGAAAGUUCUUUUCCAUCCUUGCGCGUCCACAAGAGGGAAAUUGAAAGACAGUUCAGCAAGCUCAUGCACACCCCUGAUCAUCCUCCAUAUGCUUCUAUGAUACAAAGGGCAAUCAGAGAGCUGAAUAAGUUGGGUGGUUCAAGUGAGGAAACAAUAUCAAAGUUUAUCAAGAGAGAGUAUGAAGAUCUGCCCUUUUCACAUGCAAGCCUAUUGAGUCAUCACCUACAGAAGCUUGUGAAGAAAGGAGACAUUUAUUGUACCUCUGUAAACUCUUAUAUACUUACAAAUGAGAGUUCUGAUUUUAGUUAUAUGUUGAAGAAGGAACAGAAACAUUUGAGAAGGAGGUGUCAGAAGGGCAGGCAAAAUGGCAGGCAGCAUAAGGUCAAAAGAGUUAAAUCACGGAAACAGAAAAAAUUUGAAGAAAGUCGGGAGAAGACUCAAGUAAAUGGGACAAUAGGUAAAGAACUUGAAGAACAAAAGCCAGCAGAAGAACAUAUUGGACCAACUGGAGAACAAGAAAACGAAGGAUAUGCUGAAUUAAUUGAAAAACCCAAUGAGAUGGAAGAAAUACAAUUUAAAGUGAAUGAAAAUCAAGUUGAGGCUAAACAAUACACUGAAGGAAAUGAAGAACAUAAACCAAAGCAGGACCAGCAGAAACAACAGCAAAAAGAGACGGAUUUACCGCAAAUUGAAGUCAUAGGAGAAACAAGUGAAGUGUUUGUAGAUGAGAAUAAUAACGCUGCAGAUAAUAAUCAUGCUGAAAAUCAUAAUGGAGUAGCUGAAGUAGAACAGAAAGAACAGGAUAAAGAAGUGAUGGAGGAACAACAAAUUCAAGUGCCAGCAGAAGGAUAUAUUGGACCAUCUGGAAAACCAGAAAAUGAAGGGUCUGCUGAAUUGAUUGAAGAACAUAGGGAGUUCAAAGAAAUACAAUCUAAAGUGAAUGAAGAACAAGUUGAAGCUGAACAAUGCAAUGAAGGGAAUGAAGAACAUAAUCAAAAGCAAGAGCGGCAGAAAAAACUGCAAAGAGAAAUGGAUUUACUGCAAAUUCAAGUGCUGGGCAAAACAAGUGAAGUAUUGGUAGAAAAGAACAACCAAGCUGAAGGAAAGAAUCAGGCUGAAAAUUAUACUGGAGUGGCUGAAGCAGAGCAUUUUAAGGAACUAUAUAAAGGAAAAUUGGAAGAACAGUGUCAUGAAGAACAGAAAAAUGAGAAGCUUGAAAAGAAAAAUAAAAUACAAGAUAAAAAAGGUGAAGCUAGCGAAGAGCAAGUCCAGUUACCAGAAAUACAAAUUGAAGGAAUGGUGGAACUAUUUAAUCCACAGCAACAAUUUAAAGUGACUGAAGAGGAGAAGAGGCUACAAUCGGAAGUUUGUUGCCAGAUCAUUGAUCUUAGCAAUAUGUUUGUGCAAUUUCUCAAGAAAGAGAAGGAAGAGCAUGCCAGUAUGAGCGGUCAAAAUGAUGCCACUAGUCAAAACGUGAGCCUUUUAAGUUCAUUACAUUUAUCAAAGACAGAGCUGCAUCAAUUGUUGAAGAAGACUAACAAGGUAAGAGGGAAGCUGAUGGAUUCUUUAAAACUGAAAGUGUCACAGAAUAAUGAAUCAUAUCCUAAAACGGAGUUGCUAGAGGAGCAUGUGCUGCACUUGAAACCUUGCAAGGGACAACCACAAGAGGAGCAGCAGCUGGAGGCUUUUUCUAAAUUGAAGGUUUCAGAACACCAGCCAAAAGCAACUCCAGCUUCAGAGGAUGUAACUGAACUUCCUACUCACAAAAGAAUGCCAGAAGUUGAAAUAACAACUUUAGAGGAGCUGUUUUACAAGCAAAACAAACAAAUAAACGUAACUCAAAAAAAUGCACCUAAAUCUCAACCUAUAUUGACCACAACUGCUUUGGAUGUACCUUUUGAUUCAUCAUGUCGCAAGAAUGAAAACAAACACAUGGCUAAUAAAAGGACAAAAACAGUGCCAGAAGACAAUUCCUUUACUACCGAAUUAUACAAGAAGUUUAGCGGAGAUGCCAAAGCAUUCAUGCCAAAAAUAGGAGAAUCUUAUAUGGAACUUAGCUUGGAGCAUCAGCAGCAAACUACUUAUGGUAAUGAGGUUGAAGGACUUGAAUAUAAGCAUCCACCAGAAAAUUCAAUUGAGGAAAAUCUUUCAGAGCAUGAAAUAACAGCAGUGGAGAAGCAAUUUCAACCACAGCAGCAAAUGCCAUCAAAUUCUCAACUAGCCGCAGAUACUUUAGUUGUAAAACGGUUGCAGAAGCAACAUCAGCAGACAGGACCAACGCCAUCCGAACGUGACCCAGUUCUUAUGACUAUUGAGUCUAAUCAUGAUUCGACCCUUGGUUCGCUGAAAAAGUUGAAGCAAAAGUCAAUCUCUUCAACUAUCGCUUCUGUUCAGCAGGCAAACGAUCAGCUGCAGCAGAGACAAUUUUCUCCUCAAGGCCAGGGUCGUUCCCAGACUGCAAUUAAGCAGAAAACCAGAGAACUAUAUCCCGUAAAGCUUCAGAAGCAAGGAAAUGAGCAGCAAAAGUCUCGAGGCAGAGGGAGACCUCCUAAAUUGAAGAUGAAUGAGGAUGCCAAUUUGGUUGGAUCAUUGGUCAUAGGUCAUCAGAAUCACAAUGAGGAGCAGCCAAAGCGUAGACAGCGAGGAAGGCCUCCAAAACCAAGAUUAUCUACAGGAAUGGAUGCAUCAUUGGCUCCACAGCAUCCAUGUAAGACAAAAACAAAAGCAGCAGCUAAAGAGUUGAAGGCAAGGAUGUGCUGAGCUAAUAGGGAAGCAGUUCUUAGCUGCAGCUUCAACUCUGAAAGCAUAACAUUUCCUUAAGGGCAUGGUAGCAGUAAAAUUUAUUUUCUAGAUUCAACUGCAGAAUAAAGAGUCAUUAUCAUGUUUUAUUUGUAAGUUUAAGAGUUGGUUCUAUUUCUUUGUUUAUGGGUUCUUGGAGAUUUAUUUGUGGUGAAGACCGAAUUGUUAUUGCCUAGAAGAAUGACUGAGAGAAUUUUUGUUCCUUAA
Messenger RNA from Mangifera indica (mango), 3267 nucleotides. Its product is annotated as cytadherence high molecular weight protein 2. Gene Ontology annotation, cellular component: nucleosome; nucleus; nucleolus. Bases 202 to 3021 code for a protein of 939 amino acids. The transcript is spliced from 8 exons. Lineage: Eukaryota; Viridiplantae; Streptophyta; Magnoliopsida; Sapindales; Anacardiaceae. The record is from RefSeq and is a predicted model, not a curated record. Gene Ontology annotation, biological process: nucleosome assembly; chromosome condensation; negative regulation of DNA recombination. Gene Ontology annotation, molecular function: nucleosomal DNA binding; double-stranded DNA binding.